AUGCUUUUAUUUCCACUCAAAAGAGCGAUCCACCAAUUAUUCUUCGUGAGCAGAAAUAUCAGCACUAUAAGAUUUUCAUCCAGAUUUUAUUCCACAAACUCCUCUCCUAUAGAAAGAUCGUGAAGUAUCGAGCAGCCACGUCUCACUCUUCCUGAUUUCAUAAAUUAUUGUGACAAAAGAAUCUUGAGCAAAGCUGAUUUCAGCAAAACCCUUAAAAAUCUCGACAAGGAAAUAUUCAAAAAUAUCUGUGAAGAAGAAGCAUUUUUUAUAAGCAGAGCAAUUGUGCGUCUAUUUAGUAAAGAUAUACCAAUUGAUGCAAUCAAAAACUUUGAAGAAGCAGUUGUUGGAACUUUAAAGAAUUAUAACUCUGAUAGCCAAGAAAUUAAUGGAUGUCUUAAUGAUAUCAUGAAGAUGCAUAAGUUUGCUUUUAUUCCAGCUAAUCACGACUUUGAAAAUGAGUAUUUGGAGUAUUUAAACAAAUCUUUCAAGCCUACAAAAGCUAUUUAUAUGAUAUAUGCAAUCACAAAUCUUGUGCAAAAACCUCAGGACAUUAAUAAAUACAAAACAGUUUAUCAAUCGUUAGCAAAGCUGAUCUCAAUCGUUGAUUUAACGACUCUGCAAGACAAAUAUUUAUCAACAUUGCUCAGCUCAUUCGCUCUUGCCUAUUCCUACUUAAAUAAAGCUGCUUCUUUUGAAAUGAAAUCAGGAGAGGAUCUAUUUGAUGAAAUUGAAAAAAUAGUUUUACUUCGAAUUGAAGCUGGAGGGCUAAACUUUGAAUUCAUAAAUGAGUACACAUCGGCAUUAAAUUCAAUAGAUAAAGCAAGUAAAAAUUUAAUCAUGAGUUGGUCGAAAAGUCUUACUGCAAGCAUUGACAAUCUGGAAGAUCAAGAUUUUAUGAAAUCAUUUUUUACUGCUAUAAAUGUUAAUUUUGAAGAUGAUUUUCAAAAAAAUUCAAUUCAAAAAUUAUUAUUUGAAAAUCUGCUGAAAAGGCUUAAUAGAUUAAAAUUGAAAGACUUUAGAAAUGCUUUUAGAUUUUUGGGAUCGGAGGUAUUCUAUGUUGAUGAGAGGUUAAAUGAAGCUUUUAAAGAUUAUAUAAAAGGCGAAGCUUUUUUAAGUUUAAAAAUAAAUGAAAAGGUUGAAAAAGCAAUUAUUCUUAUGACUUCUUUAUGGAAUCUUUUAGAAAAUUAUGAUACAGAACUCUUAGAAACCCUUAAAAAAAUCUGCUGUGAAAGCUAUUCAGAAUUACAAAUUAUGAACAAAUUAAAACUCGCAGCUUUUUUUUCUACUUCUAAAGAUCUCACUGAAGGUUUUUGGAAAAAAUUCAUUGAUGAAGUGCAUCUAGCUUUUAAUAACGAUUUUACUUACAAUUAUCUUUAUGCGAUUAACUUGAAUCUUCUCGGCACUCCUUAUUACGAAGAAUAUCACCAAAAAAUCCAAAGUAUUUAUGAAGUACUUGAACAGUCAUGGAAAGCUAUAAGAGAAAACGGAAAAUCAUUUACCAAUUGAACUCAUACUCAUGAUAUAGUAAACAAUUAUUUGCUAUCAAAAAACAUAGAUUUUCAAAAAAACUAUUUUCAUUAUUUUUAUUUUGAUUUUGCAAUACCUCAAACAAAGAAAUUAAUAAAAAUUAAUCAAGUCCAUGAUUACACAUUUCCUGCAAAAUUCCUGAAGCGAUACAAUGAUCUUAGUAUUUCUUUCCAAGCUAAAACAGAAUGGAAAAUCAUUUACAUUUCGUCAAUCAAUACAACUGACCAAGAAGUAUCAGAAAAGUUACAAAGUAUUUUAGAUUCUUAA
Molecule: messenger RNA, 1794 nt
Organism: Blepharisma stoltei
Lineage: Eukaryota; Ciliophora; Heterotrichea; Heterotrichida; Blepharismidae
Source: the annotation of a GenBank genome assembly